UUUAGGUUUAGGCGGCGUGAAGAAGAAGAUGCUAGGGUUUCGCCGCCUCCUAAAGUCACAAGCAGCCAUCGAUUCAACUCAACUCAGCUCAGCUCGGCUCAGAUGCGUAGGGUUUUAGAUAGUUUUCACCUUUCAAUCGCAAACUCGAGCAGCAUUCCUCCCCAUCUGGGGAACUUGUCUUUUCUUGUUUCUUUGGACCUGAGUGGUAACAAUUACCAGGGCAAUCAACCUGGAGAUCUGUCCCGUUUGCGAUGCCUGUGGUUUAUGAACUUUAAGCUCAACAACUUCACUGGAGAUAAUCCGUCAUGGUUUGGUUCCUUUCCUGAACUUAAAUUUUUGUCAAUUAGAAAUAACAGCUUUACUGGAUUUAUCCCUCAUUCUCGAAGCCUGAAACAUUGGAACUAUCAUACAAUCCUUUACAAGGGUCUAUACCAUCCUCCAUUUUCAACAUUUCAACGUUGGAAAUUAUUGCUCUCUCAGGAAAUAACUUAUCUGGUAAUCUUCCUCCAGACGUGUGCAAUGAUCUUCCAAGUCUCAGAGGGCUUUAUUUAACUUCAGAUAAAUUAAAUGGCCAGUUGCCAUCAAAUUUAACUGCUUGUUCAGUAAUCCAACUAUUGUCAUUGUCAUCAAAUGAAUUUAGCGGACAGACACCAUGGGAAUAUGGAACCUUGAAGAAGCUGGAGGGGCUGUAUCUUGCCCGGAACAGUUUAAUAGGUAUGGUAAAGAAUUGUUGUAAAUCUACAGAGCCAAGUCUGGUUAAUUUAUCAACUUUGAUCAACUUCAAUGUAUCAACUUUAGUGAUGGAGCUAGGAUUUUUUUCCUUUGGGAGACCAAAAUUUUUCCUAACAAAAUUAUCUUAAUAA
Molecule: messenger RNA, 863 nt
Organism: Coffea arabica (coffee)
Lineage: Eukaryota; Viridiplantae; Streptophyta; Magnoliopsida; Gentianales; Rubiaceae
Source: RefSeq, a predicted model, not a curated record